Haliotis rubra (blacklip abalone) is the source of this 2652-nucleotide messenger RNA. RefSeq lists its product as uncharacterized. The record is from RefSeq and is a predicted model, not a curated record. NCBI's taxonomy places the organism in Eukaryota, Metazoa, Mollusca, Gastropoda, Lepetellida, Haliotidae. The transcript has a single exon. Bases 200 to 2494 code for a protein of 764 amino acids.
UCGGCGAUGUAAAUCACCAUCACCCCUGAAAAAGCCAGUACACCACGAGAUAUAUUGGUUGCCAUCGCCAACAGCAACAUCCACCAGUAACCGACCCGUUGUGUCCCAAAAAAUUGAUGUAGCUGUGAUGAAUGAAAACCAUAUUGAUCUGCCAUACUCGUCGCUGUAAAGCCAGCCCGAUCAUUUCAAACUCUUCACCAUGCCGACCUUCGGAGAUGGCAUUGUAGUGAUGUCGUCUUUGAAAGGAGUCGUCGUAUUAGUUGUUGCUGUAACGUUCCUACUGUCAGCGUUGCUGUGGAGCCUCCCUGGGGAUAAUGAACACGCGCAGUGGAGAGUCUCAUCACAACAAGCCUCCUCGGCGGCGAACCCUGUCAAGGAAAGAGUAAAGAAGUCAGCUCAGAUUAAAGAAACAUGUAAAGUUAUGACGCCGUCCAAAGACGAUAUGAGGCUUUUAAAGCUUCUUUCGCGGGAUUCUAAUAAAGAUUCGGAUCAAGGGAAACAUAAUAGUGGCAUAAAUGAGCAAGUUGAUGUGACUAGACUGGCCACAUGUUCAGUUCUGGUUGGCUGUGAUGGACGAGAAUCGGUUACAUGCAAAACAAAUGUCUGUUCUCAUUUCACGGUUAAAAUGGGAUCCCCAAGCCAUAUCAUACACGAUGUGUCUCCUGACGCUCUUGGAGAGAUUGUAAGGCUUCGAGGAAGCAACAUAACUGGAAUCGAUGUAAUGUGCGACCAGGGAAAUACAAAAACCGUCUCGGAUAAUCACUGGCAGAGUGUGAUAAUUCGGCGCCGCCGCAAAUGUCAACGUGAAGAGAACAUAACCAAAUAUCCCCAAAACAUCCAUAUAAUUAAUGUAAGGUUCCUUUCACGGUGGGAGCUUUUCGCCAGGAUGAAGCGGUUAAGUGAGCUGGUCGCGUCCGAACCACAGCAUGAAUUGAAAGUGUUAGAUUUCUCGAAGUACCAGAGCCUUGUGUGGGAGGACAAUGACAAUCUUAGGGCUCUUCUCCAGGGGCAAGUUGCUCAAAAUGAUUCCAAACCCACUCUCAUUGACAUCGCAAAACAACAAGGAUUCAAUGUAAGAGUAUUUGAUUUAUCAGAAGAGGAUUAUCAUCGCUCUCUUGACUUGAAACAUAUUUUAGAGAACAGCAGCACAGAGUGUUUGUUUGUUGGAGAUCGUGUAAAACCUUUUGCUGACAUCCCAUCAUGUGAAUGUUCUAUUUACCAAGGGGCUGAAUAUACUCCUGAACAAAAGUUGGAAGAAUUGCAAAAGUGCUUAUCCAGCAUUAAUGGCAUUCCCACCACAAACAAGGUGUUGACGAUGACAUUUUUAGAAAACACACAUUGGGAAUUUUCUAUUGAAAAGGCAGUAGAUGAUGCUAUUACUGACAUUAUCAACAGUGUCAUCCGCGACGACAUUGAUUCCAUCGUAUUACUGAUGAGCGACGUGGGCAACCCAUCCUUCUCUCGACUCGACCAAUCGCUAUUCAUGCAAACCCAGGCUUCAAAUCCCUUUCUUGCUAUUUUCUAUCCUUCAUCUUCUGAGAAUGAAAGUAAACUGGCAGUUCUUGCUCAGAACAGAGAUAAAUUGAUUUCUGUUGAAGACAUUCAUCUAACGAUUCUGGAUUUCAUUUCUUCAGUUCCGACUGUUGACAACGGAAAUAAACUCGAAGGCUCUCCCAGUCGAUACCGUGGACUAUCUUUGUUGAGAUCCAUAAUCCCUUCCCGUUCAACCAAACAACUCGGAGUAAGACCUCCCAGUUUCCCCAUAUGUGAGUCGCGACAACUACGCUAUCCUAAUGAUACCAUCCAGGCUGCAUUUGCCGAGACUGUCGUGGGCUUCAUGAACAAUUACAUACAAGACAGGAUGAAGACAGAUAAAAGGAUUAGAAACAGCUGUCGUCCAGUAAUCGGUGUAAGAUUUCUUAAUGUGCGUAAGUCUCACCAACACGGCCGAAGCGUUACUUUGAUGGAUUUAGAAAUAAGGGCCGUUUCCACAAAGAACGUGAUACCGUUAAAGGAUGUUACUGUGACCUUGAAACAAGAAUCCCACAGCAACCAUUCCUUAGAAGUCAACACGAAAGACGGAGGAUUGAAGACGUUGCUUGAGGGGCACAUCCUACCGUCCGUGUGUUCAGGUGACAUGGAUGUGAACUUUUCACUAAUCGCGAAGUCAAAAAUCCCCUUAUUUCUACGAAGCGCCGUAAGCUUUGGCGCAAAACCACGAAUGAUUAGCGUUCAUGGAGAAUGUCUAUUUCUGCUGGUGCGUGGUUUUGCUGACAGCGCUGGGUACUAUGUCAUGAACGUUUGUGAUGAUAGGCAGUACGACUUCGUCUUCAGCGGCCGACUGAUCAACGUGUUUUCAUUUGUCACGUUACCAGUGAAGUUAACGGUAAAACCUGGCCAGGUGCACUUUGUGACAGCGUUUGUUAAGGCGUCCUACUUCGUCCAUGAACUGUUCUUCCACUAUGAAACACAUCAUCAUAUGACACUACUCUGACACCUGUCACAUAUGGCAUUACUCAGAUACCUGUCACAUAUGGCAUAACUCUGAUACCUGUCACGUAUGAUUAUUACUAUGAAACUUGUCCACAUAUGACAUUACUCGCGAUAUGACAUCUGUCCACAUAUGACAUUACUAUUAAACUGAAAUAUAUA